Molecule: messenger RNA, 2363 nt
Organism: Strongylocentrotus purpuratus (purple sea urchin)
Lineage: Eukaryota; Metazoa; Echinodermata; Echinoidea; Camarodonta; Strongylocentrotidae
Exons: 2
Coding region: 295-2025 (576 amino acids)
Biological process (GO): positive regulation of DNA-templated transcription
Cellular component (GO): nucleoplasm; chromatin
Molecular function (GO): ubiquitin-protein transferase activity
Source: RefSeq, a predicted model, not a curated record
GGAGGCAGUGCAGCUCAGACGUGUCUAAAAUAUCCUCGCUCUCUUCUCAAAUUCGCGGAGCUGAAUUAUUAUAUCAUAACGCCCACAGUUGUGAUGAUUGUAGAUCUGUUGGAUUUGCAAACUUCUACAUCAUCAGCACACAGGAGCUGGGUCAGCCGAAAGUGAAAGAUCGUUUAGAUAUGUCGGCUGAAUGAACCUGUCCUGGUUAUUAACUCCAGCGCUCGCGCUCGUCGACCUAGACUGACACUCAAACUCCAUUGUUACUGUGAAUGAGCCUGAAGAUCUACCGACACAAUGGACUCCAUCACUAAACCAGUUCUGUACGUUCAUUCUUCAGUCAAGUGUGAUAUCUGCAGAGGACAUCCUGCUCGACACUAUUGUGGUCAUGACGCUUGCAAAGAAUACAUGUACAUCUGCGACAAUUGCAUCUCUGCUCAUAACGCAUACAAGGCACAACACAGGGACUUUCUGCAGAGUGUCGUAGUAAGUGAGGUGAAGAGUAAGUGUUACAAGCCUGGACAUUCAGAGCGCCUUGCCGGUCACCUAUGUGUCCCUUGCCAGAAACCUCUUUGUGAUGAUUGCUGUGAUGACCAUCAUGAACGAGGGCAUCCUUUCACUGAGAUCCAGAGCGCUGUUGCUGCGAUAAAGAUCGAGAUCAGUAAAAGCUUGGAUCAACUAAAAGAUCAAGUGAAACACAGUCAAGAAAUGUGCGCUAAUGCUUUAGACCUUGAGACAAGAGUGAAUGACAAGUUUGAUGCGUUAAGCAAGGAAGUGGAAACAAACAUCGAGAAUGUUUUGCAGCUGGUUGAGAAUCAUAGAAGCAAUGUACUAUGUGAACUUAAAGAUGAAAGGCAGCAGCUGCUCAAGGAUCUACGGCCUUCUAUCACACCUUCUCAGGACCAAACAGCUGCAUCUUCAGAAGUCAUCUUUGUCGCACAAGAAUUUAUUAAUUGCGGAGAUGCAACAGAGAUCUUAUCAAAGCGUGAUAUGAUACUACAGAGCACCAAGGAGGAAGUGGAGCGUGCAGGAAUAAGUGAUGAGUUAUGCCUCAAUCCUGUGAGGAGUAGAAUGUCACGAAUGAGUUUGGUUCCGGAGGUGAGAGCCUAUGACGUGGGUCAGGUGAGAUGCUUGUGGAAGCUGGUGUGUAGUGUUCCAUUGAGUGAAGUGGGUAAAGCGGGUUCCUUUCUAGCGCCUCUUCCCAAAGGUGGCUUUGUUCUAGGAGCAUCACACAAUGUCUCUCAAUCCCAUACAUCUGCAGCAGAUCUGGUUUUUGCUCAGGAGCAGGUUGAAAUGAGCCGCUAUGAUACCAAGCUUUCCAUCUAUGCAGAUAACGGAAAGCUUAUUAACACAAAGAACAUUGAAAUGCUCCUGGGAAAUGGGUCAUUAAGGGGAAUCACUGUUCUUCCUUGCGGUGAAAUCGCUGUUCUUGGAAAACACAUCCAGAUCUAUGGCUUAGAUUUAGAGUUUCUUCGUGACUUUAAACCAGUUGCAGGUCACGACUGGUAUUCCAUUGCUGUUGGGCCAUCUGGCACACUCUUGGCUGGUGAUUGUCUGAAUGGCUGCAUUGAUUUUCUGUCCGCAGAAGGCCUGAUUGAUCACUCCAUUUCAUGUUCUGGUGUGAAACCUAGGCAGCUUCAUGCUUUACCUACUGGAAAUUUUGUCAUCUCACAGCCAGGCAUCGAGGACUCUGGACCUAUCAUCAAGAUUCUGAACCCUGAUGGCAGUGAAGCAGUGUCCCUAUCAAACAAUUCUUGGCAGUAUGUAUACUGUUCCGCAGACAACUGUGGUAGUCUUUACGUUGCUGAUUUGAAAAUAGUGCCGAGCAAAGAGGACAUCGGAAAUACUGAUGCUCCAGGGGCAAUUAAGGCAAGAUUGACUUUUGACAAGUUUACUCAGCACGGGAAAAGAGAGGAAAUCCUGAAAGAUGAGAUCAUUGAAAAUUGUUUAUAUAUCAGCAUUGCUGCUCAAAAGCAUGGCAAUCAUGUAGCGCUGAGUUCUAAAGAUAAGCUUUGGAUAUUUAAGUAGAAUGAAGGGCACAACAGAUUGGAUACAAGCAUGUACAAAGUGUCAAAAAAGGUAAAAAGAAUGUGCUGAACCCCAAAGUAACAAUUAUUAUUCAGAAAUCCUUAUCCCUUAAUACCCAAAUGACUAUUGGGGUACCUCAGGACUCAAUAUUAGGACCAUAAAUUUUUAUACAUAUUUGUUUCUAAUAAUCUUCAGUAUAAACAAGCUUGUAACUAGAGGGGGGUGCGCUGGAAAAAACAGAUUGUGAAUUGAUGGGCCAAGUCAAGCCACCUAAAAAUACCUCAUACCGUAUGUCUUUUUGGUGUUCAAAAUUGUACCCAAAAAUUGAUGUUCAGACA